Messenger RNA from Cloeon dipterum, 3224 nucleotides. RefSeq names its product lysosomal alpha-mannosidase-like. The coding region runs from base 42 to 3134 and encodes 1030 amino acids. Gene Ontology annotation, biological process: mannose metabolic process. NCBI's taxonomy places the organism in Eukaryota, Metazoa, Arthropoda, Insecta, Ephemeroptera, Baetidae. Gene Ontology annotation, cellular component: lysosome. Gene Ontology annotation, molecular function: alpha-mannosidase activity; carbohydrate binding. The record is from RefSeq and is a predicted model, not a curated record. The transcript is spliced from 16 exons.
GCAGUCAGCAAAUCUAACUGAGUGAGUGCAACAGCACUACGAUGAGGACGUCCGCAACUACCUCAUUAUUUUUGCUGAGUGUUUAUUUGGUGCGGGCAAAUCCCAUCGAAACCAGCUAUAAAGCAUCAUGUGAGGUUUGUCACCCAACAAAAGAGGGCUACACAAAUGUUCAUCUAAUUCCCCACACGCACGACGAUGUUGGUUGGCUCAAAACUGUGGACCAAUACUUCUACGGCCAAAGACCCGACAUUCAAAAGGCUGCGGUCCAGAUUAUAAUUGAUUCAGUAGUAGAUGAACUCUCGAAACACCCUGAUAGGCGUUUUAUUUAUGUCGAAACGGCGUUCCUGAAACAGUGGUGGGACAUCCAGAACGAUGAGAGAAGGGCUAAAAUGCGCACCCUAAUUGAAAAAGGCCAACUUGAAUUGAUCAGCGGAGCGUGGAGCAUGCACGAUGAGGCUGUUACUCAUUAUCACUCCAUUAUCGACCAAUUUACUUUGGGCUUUGGAACGAUUGACCAAAUGUUUGAUGGCCUCUCUUGCGCUAAGCCCAAAAUUGGAUGGCAAAUCGACCCAUUUGGACACGCUCGAGAGACGGCGUCAAUUUUGGCGCAAAUGGGAUUCGACGGGCUGUUUUUCGCUCGACUUGACCAUCAAGACAGAGCUCGCAGAAUCCGCGACAAAGAGAUGGAAUUCGUCUGGCGAGCUAGCGAAAGUCUUGGAAACGCGUCUAGCAUCUUCACACAGGCAUUCUACAAGCAUUACAGCGCUCCCAGCGGAUACUGCUUUGAUCUAGUGCACUGCAAUGAUCAGCCGAUAAACGAGAACCCAAACAGUGGCGACUACAACGUCCCGAAUAGAGUGAAUUCGUUUAUGGAGUUUGUCAACUCUCAAAAGGACACAUACCAAACGGAACAUAUGCUUGUUACGAUGGGCGACGACUUCACAUACCAACAGGCGGCUUCGUGGUUUGAUAAUAUCGACAGACUCAUUAAGCACGUGAACGCUGAGCAGAAAAAUGGCAGCAUGAUAAAUCUCUUAUAUUCCACGCCCUCGUGUUAUCUGCAAGCGGUGCACAGGGCGGACAAAGUGUGGAAAACGAAAAGCGACGAUUUGUUCCCAUACGCCGACGGGGACCACAGUUUCUGGACGGGCUACUACACCUCCAGGCCGACUUUGAAGUACAUGGAGAGACGAGGAAAUAAUUUAUUACAGGUUUGCAAGCAGUUGAGCGUUUUGGCGGAGCUCAAGCAGGAAAAGUGGGAAGAUUUGGACUCGCUGCGAGAAGCGAUGGGGGUAAUGCAGCACCACGACGCAAUAACCGGCACUGAAAAACAACACGUGGCCGACGAUUACGCUAAAAUGCUGUACAAAGGAAUGCUCGAUUGCGGAGCAACUGCUGCAAAGGCGAUUAACAAACUAUCAGCGAAAAUUACGGAAGCGCCUAACGUAAAUUAUGAGUCAUGUUUGCUUUUGAACGUCAGCCAGUGCGAAAUUUCAGAGUCAAACGAAAAAUUCGUGGUUACCCUGUACAACCCUCUGGCUCAGGAAGCCUCUACAUACGUCCGUUUGCCAGUGCAAAACUUCAAAUACACCGUCUCGCAAGGCACCGUCCCAAUCGCGACUCAAAUGCUGAAAAUUCCUGAUCACGUUUUGAGGGUGCCCUACCGCAUCAGCACGGCUGUGCAAGAACUGGUUUUCAAGGCCAUCAUUCCUCCACUUGGUUUCCAAACGUUCUACGUAACAAAAACGGCCGAGGAGUCCGCCGUGCCUGCGCCAGUCGAGGGUGACGGAAAAUUCGCCAUUCAAGGAAACCUAAUCCAGGCAAAUGUGGAUCCAAACACCGGUCUGUUUGAAAGUUUAUAUUCCAAACAAAAUGGGUUAAAAUACACAGGCUUGAGCCAAAAUUUUUACUAUUAUCUGGGAAGCAAUGGCAACAUGGAGAGUAGUCAAUCGUCUGGAGCAUACAUAUUCAGGCCAAACGGAAACGCCACUGUGAUUAAUGCAACGCCAGAAAUUGCGACUUUUAAAGGAGAGUUAGUGCAAGAAAUCCAUCAAAAGUUCUCGGACUGGGUCAGCCAGAUUAUUCGAGUGUAUGCUGAUAACGAAUUUGUCGAAUUUGAGUGGAUGAUUGGCCCGAUUCCCGCUGAACUCCUGGUUAAUCCUGGAAAGGAAGUCGUUACUCGCUACUCGGCACAGGAUUUGGUAACUAAUGGAAUUUUCUACACGGAUUCCAACGGCCGCGGGAGCAUUGAAAGGAAACGUGAUUACCGACCGACCUGGGAUUUGGACCUCAAAGAAGAAAUAGCAGGAAAUUACUUCCCAGUCACAACGUUUAUUACAACGAAAAACGAAACGGAAAUGACCGUUCUAAUAGACAGGGCACAGGGCGGUACCAGUUUGCAAGAUGGAACUCUUGAAUUGAUGUUGCACCGCCGCCUUCUCUUUGAUGACGGUCGAGGUGUUGGAGAAGCACUGAACGAAAAGUAUGAAGACCCUAACAGUGGCGCAUCACAAGGAAUGAUAGCUCGGGGAAGACACUUAUUUUCGUUUGCGCCAAUUUCGGAAGCGCUCAGUACGACCGCCACAGCGAAAGCGCGCAGGUGGAGCAGAGACAACAUGAUAUUGGCUCCUUGGGCGUUUUUCGCCCCUACUGACUUGAGUGACUCCCAGUGGCUGGAAAAUUACGAAGUUCUGUAUCAAGGAAUAAACAACAAGGUGCCCGAAAAUGUCAACAUUUUAACUCUGGAGCCAACAAAGGGUGGCGAAGAGGUUCUGGUGCGAUUUGAGCACUUUUAUGAGCCAAAUGACGACCCUGCCCUCUCUGCAAAUUCCCUUGUACCCAUUUAUAAUUUGACAAAACGAUUUGGUACCGACAAAAUGAUUGAAGAGAUGUCACUUGGGGCUAACAGGCGUUUAGCAGAGGUUUCAAGGCUCCAGUUUCGAAUGGACGGCGCAGAGGCAGAAAAAGAGAGGAAUAUUGCACCAGUAAUUGAUGCAGGAGAUUCUAUUUUGUUGCAACCAAUGGAAAUACGCACUUUUGUAGUGAAAAAUAAUUCAGGCACCGCUCGGUUCUCAGUUUUAUCAUUGGUUUUCUUGCUCCUUAUCGCAAUAGCAUUCCCAGGACAAAUGAAUUAAAUUAAUAGAUUUCUUGUACUCCAAAAAAUAAUGUAUUUUUAAACAGUCAGCAUUAAUAAAAUUAAAUGAUUUAUGCGCCCAAAGAUAAAA